AUGUCAUCACAUUUGGACGUGGGUGCUGCGUAUUGCAGGAAGAGGAGGAGAGGGGGGGAGAGGGUUUUCAAGUUCAGGAGUUUCGGUGAGAAUGGUUGUCCUGUUGAGUUCGACGGGUCAUUCAGGGAUAACGUGAAAGCACUUCUAGAAUAUGGGCAUCUAGAGAGCAAUCUAUGCAAUGGAAUGUUGAGCUGGUCGUUUCAGCUCGAAGUCCACCGCCAUCCUCCUUUGCAUAUACUGUUGUUUGUUGUUGAAGAACCGAUUGAGGCAUCGAUUAGCCUUUAUUGCAAGCAUUGCCAAUAUGUUGGCUGGGGUUGCCACAUGAUCUGCAAUAAGAAGUACCAUUUCUUGCUACCAUCUAAAGACGCCGUAGCUGCAUGUUUCAGUUGUGGAGAAAGCAACCUUGAUGACCCAAACCCAGAAAAGGGUAAGUUCAAUUUAGUGGAAUUACAAGGCCAUAUAAUGCACGGUGUCUUUCAUUCAAAUGGAUUUGGGCAUUUGCUAUGUGUCAACGGGGUGGAGAUGGGUUCGGACUUGGCUGGCUACCAGAUCAUGGAUUUCUGGGAUCGUUUGUGCACCGGAUUGCAGGCUAGGAAAGUGAGUUUGAAUGACACCUCAACGAAAAGAGGCAUGGAAUUGAGAUUGCUUCAUGGAGUAGCAUAUGGCGAGCCAUGGUUUGGUCGGUGGGGAUACAAGUUCGGGCGCGGAUGCUAUGGCGUGAAUGAGCCAAUUUAUCAAAAAGCCAUAGAAGCAAUCCAAGGGAUGCCUUUGUGCUUGCUAAAUCACCAUCUCAGCAUUUCCUAUAAUGACAUUUCGGUCAUUUUCUCCAGGUAUCAAGCAUUAGCUGACCAUUCCAUGGUGACCCUGGGAGACCUGUUUGAUUUCAUGUUAGAGCUGAGGUCACGACUUCCAAAAGAAAAUUCUUUUGAUUCCUGUAACCCUGCAAUCCUGGUGGAGACUAGCUGCAGAUGGUCUCCCAAGCGAGUUGAAGCAGCCACUCGGGUGAUUGUUGAAGCUCUGAAAAGGGCUGAGUUCAGGUGGGUUUCAAGGCAAGAAGUAAGGGAUGCUGCACGAGCUUAUAUUGGUGACACAGGAUUGCUAGAUUUUGUUCUCAAGUCACUUGGAAAUCACAUAGUGGGAAACUACUUGGUUCGUCGUUGCUUAAACCCUGUAACAAAAGUACUGGAAUAUUGCCUGGAAGAUAUUUCCACAGUAUUUCCAAACCCAGAAACCCUCCUUUUAAGCAAUUCCAAAGUAAUACCUAGCUGUAAGAUUACAAAGGCUCAACUAAUGAAGGACAUUUCUUUUUUGUUCAAGCAUAUCUUGAAAGAGCAGAAGCCAACACUGAGCACAGGGAUUUUUUCUGCAAUACCAAUGGCAGCCAGGAUAAUUCUUGACACCAAAUUUCUUGUCAAAGAAUAUAGUGAAGAACUUUCUAUGAAAGUCAAAUCAAGCUUGAAUGGGAAAUUCAAGCUCUUCUGUGCAGUUAUAUUGAGAAACGAUGAAGAGAUUGAUGAAGGGUUAAAGAAACCAAUGCUCCCAUGUGAAUGUGUCACUUUACAAGAAACUGCUACAAUCAAAGACCUUAAGCUAGAGGUGGAGAAGAAUUUCAGACAAGUGUACUGGAGACUAAGGAGUUUUGCUGUGGAGACCAUAGUGAAUUUGAAUGCCAAGGGAUCAGAUUUGGUCCUUGGAUCCGUUGAAAUGGGUCAGAAAAUUGUUGUUGUCGGCAGCAACGAUGAUCAAACAGGAAUGAUCAUGAAUGAGGUAAUGAUGUGUGAAUGGGGACUAAACAGUCGCAUUGUGGAAUGCCCUUGUGGAGCCAAAGAGGAUGAUGGUGAACGGUUAAUCUUAUGUGAUAUCUGUGAAGUUUGGCAGCAUACCAGGUGUGUUAGAAUUCCAAAUAAUGAAGAAAUCCCACAUGUUUUCCUCUGCAAACAAUGUGAGGAAAAGAUUAUGUUCUUGCCUUCUCUACCAUAA
Messenger RNA from Theobroma umbraticum, 1980 nucleotides. It is a transcript of the gene MS1, whose product is annotated as RING/FYVE/PHD zinc finger superfamily protein. The record is from RefSeq and is a predicted model, not a curated record. NCBI's taxonomy places the organism in Eukaryota, Viridiplantae, Streptophyta, Magnoliopsida, Malvales, Malvaceae.